This is a messenger RNA of Dreissena polymorpha, 2679 nucleotides long. RefSeq lists its product as uncharacterized. NCBI's taxonomy places the organism in Eukaryota, Metazoa, Mollusca, Bivalvia, Myida, Dreissenidae. The coding region runs from base 477 to 1634 and encodes 385 amino acids. The transcript is spliced from 2 exons. Gene Ontology annotation, biological process: mannosyl-inositol phosphorylceramide biosynthetic process. Gene Ontology annotation, molecular function: mannosyltransferase activity. The record is from RefSeq and is a predicted model, not a curated record.
CAUAUUCGCAUGUUAGACGGACCGCGUUUUACACGGGAUACUCGUGAUACCUACCCGAAUGGGAGACAUUUUCUUAAUUACGAAAAGACCUAAUAGGUGUCAGCAGAAGACUUUUGUGUUAUUUUAUUUGAUUAUGUGUUUGCAUAAGGUACCAAAACAUUUAUAUUCGGAGAUUGCGCUUCUGCAAGAUCAAAAGAGUUUGCGAAUUGUUAAAACUAUCAACCUGCUUAAAGUGACUGCAUUAUCACUUCAAGAUGUUACGACACGGUUUUUGUUUACGUCAGAAAAAUUAGUUAGCCUUAUUGAGGGCAAACUGUUCAGGAUUUAUAUUAACGAUAGCUCUUUUCAUCGUGUGGUUCUUCAUCUACCCCAGUAUCAACAUUUUGCCAAGGCAUAAAGACAACCAUUCGCAUGUCCCGUCUUUCAAAGGUGACAAUGCAGUCACUGGACAGCAAAGCACAGGUCGUCCUCAGUUCAUGAACGCUACGAAAAUUCAAUACCUCAAUGCCACAGGACAGCAAGGAACAGGUCGUCCUCAGUUUAUAAACGCUACGAAAAUUGCAUACCUCAAUGUCACUGGACAGCAAGGAACAUGGCGUCCUCGGUUCAUUAACGUUACGAAAAUUCAAUAUCUCAAUGAUAUCCCAUUGGAAAUGGGGUUCCAGCCUUUCGUUGACGUAGAAUUCCCGCACGUGGAGACUGACGUACCCAGAAUACCACACAACAUCCACCAAAUAUGGAUACGUCAUCAUAACAAUACUGAAACCGAUAUUGAGGUGCCUGAACAGUUUGAACAAUACAUGAAGACAUUCCCAAAAUGGAAUCCAAGCUGGAAGUAUUACUUCUGGACGCAUAGGACGUCAAGAAAGCUGCUAGAAGAGAGACAUCCCGAGUUGUUAACCUUUUAUGACAAGACCUUGGUGCCGGUUCAAAAAUCUGACCUGAUGCGUUACGUAGUUGUCUACGAAUUCGGUGGCCUGUACGCUGAUUUGGACACAUCAUGCCUACGAUCGUUGGAUAUAGUGACCACAAAAUACUCAUGUAUUGUUUUACCUGAACCGUUUGAAGACGGUAUUAUAUGGGAAAAUAUCCCUUACCGGAUACCAAAUGGAGUCUUCUUGUGUCGUAAAAAACAUCCCUUUCUAGAACAGGUUCUGCGGACUAUAUCCGAAAUAAAGACGGUUGAAGCCAUUCCAACUCUCAUCGGUCCACUAUUUUUCACAAGCCAGUACAGACGUUACAACAACAUAAGUGACAAAGACAUGUACAGAGUUAAUAUCAGCGGCGAUACAAGCAGUCCCUAUUUUUACAAAGGAGACAUUCCGGAAACGCACGACGAUGCUAUCUACAUUCCGAAUACGAGGUACUUUCUAGACCAACCACAUCCUUGGCACAGAGACAGUAUCAAACGUAUUUGUAAAAAUCCGAGUAAUGCUACGUCUAUUAUCAAGAGGAUGUGUUACGUUUAUACGAGAAGGGGUUUCGAUCGCAAGCCAAGUAACUUCACCUUUCUAGAGCAUGCAUAUACAUUUUCCUUCAAUUCGGCCAUCAAUUGGUCAGAACGGAAAUAUAUUCCGGUGAAAAAGAUCCAACCUAACGUUCAAACAUUCAAUGAAAGUAAAAGUUUGAUCUAAUUCAACGGUAAACUUUAGUUGUUUGAACUAUAAUAUUUUCCAAUUUAAUUCGUUAUGUUCUUGUUAUAUGUAACAUGCCUUACAAUGUAACAGAUAUUAGCAAAGGCCAGUGACUUAACAUAAUGACUGACGACACAAAAUCGUUUAAAUAAAAUAUCAGGUCAAGAUUUCACUCAACAUCUUUAAUCUGUUUAACCAUCCGAUCAAGUCGAUUAUUUCAUUAAAUAGUAUUAAUGUUGAUGUUGUUGAUGUACACAAUUAUUGUUGUUUCGUCUUUUUUCACAUUUUAUUUUCAUGCUUAGGUGGAAAUAUUUUUACUCUCAAAUUGUCAAGUCGAAGAAAAACAUUCUUUCUUAAAACGCAUUAUCAAAAUAUAUAAAAACAAACGUGGCAUCUAGAGCGAUAUCGAGCUUAAAAUUGCGCACACAAGACGCCGACGACGAAUGCUUGACAAAGACUGGCCCCAUUACCUCAACAUGAGCUUUUCGUGAUAAGAUAAGCUAACACAGACGUAAAAAUCUUUGCCUCAAGAAGCUCCAAAAAUGCAUAUGUAUUACAUGUAAAUCGCCUUAGACCAGCUUCCUAAAUAGUAUUUAAAUCAAAUUUGAAGAAAUCGUUUUAAACAUUCAGAUUAACAAAGGAUUUUUGUACAUAUGUAGUCGCAGUUUGUAUCGGCUUGAGCGUUCUAUUGUUUUGUAUAUAAUUGGUGGAAAUUUUGACCGAGUCUGCAUUUUAAAUGCUUUGUAAAUAGGUGGUCGCAGUUAUAUCAAGUUGAGUUUUGUAUUUGUAUAUAGUUGGUCGCAAUUUAAGAUACUUGGCAUUUCAUUGUUUUGCAUACAUGUUGAGGCAGUUUUAUCAAAUUGGAAUUUCUUUGUUUUGUAAAUAGGUGGUUUAUGAUUAUUUGAAUGCUAAUAAUAGUAAUUUUUGUGGCGAUUUAUAUUCUUCUUUAAAUUGCGUUUCCAUGUUAAAGUUGGAAUAUUCACUUAAUAGGUUUUGAUAUGUUCGUAUGUGUUUACCUUUAUGCGAAAAUAAAUAUUGUUGUAAA